This is a messenger RNA of Blastocystis hominis, 2763 nucleotides long. RefSeq lists its product as hypothetical. Lineage: Eukaryota; Bigyra; Opalinata; Blastocystidae. The record is from RefSeq and is a predicted model, not a curated record. The coding region runs from base 138 to 1589 and encodes 483 amino acids. Gene Ontology annotation, cellular component: trans-Golgi network membrane. The transcript has 3 exons.
CUUUGGUGAUGCCAAAUAUUGUUAGGCAGGUAUGUAUUUUGUUGGAUUCCGUGUGUGCUGUGUUCGGAAAAGAGGGUGGGAGAUCGAAAGGGUGCUAAUCUUUGGGAAUAGAUAUUUUUUGAAGUUCACACAGUAUCAUGGCUAGUAAGAACACUAUGAGCGACAGAAACCUGGUGUCGAAGGGUACAUCGUCUGACGACAACCCUACGCCUGGAUUUGUUUUGAAGGAGCUUGUUAACUCUACCUUUGCUGGACCUAAGAACUGCAAGGAUUUGGUUGGUCUGCUCGUUCCUCGUUUAAAGAAGUCGGAUCCCAAUAUCAAGCUGAAGGCUCUUAAGAUCAUCAACUACCUGAUCGUGAAUGGUCGUGUCGAUUUCCAGAAGGAAAUGAGCGCCCACCACCAGCUCAUCAAGGACUGCCUGUCUUUCACGGGCCCUCUGGACCCGCUGAAGGGUGAUGCUGUGUACGUGGCCAUCCAGACGACGGCCAAGGAGACCAUCGACAACCUCUUCAACGAGACGCUUCGUAACCGCACCAACUUCACCCGCCCCGUGGACUCCUUCGCGGGCGCCUCGGUGUCCUCCCAGCCCCAGCCGGGCAUGCAGGGCAUCGGCGGUGGUUCCCGCGCCCCGGCCGCUCCCAAGGACGACUGGCUCAGCCGCGCCAAGGGCACCUUCGGCGGCAACCCCGCCGCGCCCGCGCAGCCUGCGCAGCCCGCCCUGGCCGCCCCGGGUCCCUUCGGCCAGCCCCAGCCGGCGCAGCCGCAGCCGACGGGUCGCUAUGGCGCCGCCCCUGCGCAGCCGGCCAUGGCCGCUCCCGCCCAGCCGGCGCAGCCCGCGCAGCAGGCGCGCGCUGGCGGCAUGUUUGCGCGCAAGCCCGCGGCGGCGCCCGCUCCGGUGCCCGCGGCGCCGGCGUACCAGCCCCCCGUGAUCAAGGCGGGAACGGCGGUGACGGACGGAAGCUACGAGCGCAAGCUGGUGGAGGAGCUGUGCACGCCGCAGGGAAUGCGCCCCGAGCCCCCCAAGGACAAGCUGGCGCGCUUCGCGGGCGCCUGCCAGACCCUGGACGCGGCGGUGGUGGGCCCGAUCCUGCUGGGCAAGCUGUCCGACAAGAACUGGAAGGUGGUGAUGAAGGCGCUGUACACCAUCCAGGAGAUCCUGAACACGCCGAACACGGACGGAUUCAAGGCGUACUUCAAGGAGAACACCGAGGAGCUCCAGGCGCUGGGCUCCUACAACCACCCCAUGGUCAAGAAGAUGGCCGGCACGGUCUUCGACCGCGUCUCGCGCUGCCGUCUCGGCGAUGAGGGCGAGGAGGAGGAGGAGCCCGAGGAGAGCUUCGCCGCCGCCCCUGCGCCCGUCGCCGCCGCCGCGCCCGCCGAUUUCGGUGCGUGUUUUCUCUCCCCUUCACCGCAGAUUUCUUCGGCGCCGCGCCCGCUCCCGCGCAGCCCGCCGCCGCGCCCGCGCCGGUGCCCGCCGCCCCUGCGAGCAGCGACCCCUUCGGCUUCAACGCCACGUCGAUCGACGACGCGUUCUCGGGCCUGUCCGCGCAGCCCGCGCCCGCCGCCGCGCCGAUGGCCGCGCCCGUGAGCAACGAUCCCUUCGGCUUCAACGCUGUGUCCUCCAUCGACGACGCCUUCUCCGGGCUCUCCGCGCAGCCCGCCGCACAGGCUCCCGCGCGGCAGACCAUGCAGCAGCCCCAGCAGGCCAGCUUCGAUUUCUUCAGCACGCCCGCGCAGCCGCAGCAGCCCGCGAUGAAUUACGGAAUGCCCGCUCAGCAGCCCCAGCAGCCUGCGAUGAACUAUGGAAUGCCUGCGCAGCAGCCUGCGAUGAAUUACGGAAUGCCCGCGCAGCAGCCGCAGCAGCCCGCGAUGAACUAUGGAAUGCCCGCCCAGCAGCCCCAGCAGCAGGCGUCGACGAUGAACUUCGAUUUCUUUGGAAUGUAAGAAGGAGCCGUUGCUUUUUUGCUGAGCUGUUUGUUGACAAAGGACGAUGGUGCCGUAUUUCUCUUUAUAAUUUUUUUGUUUGUUUGUUCCCGUAUUUUUCCACCCGGGAUGCAGAGUGUACGCACGGACACUGGCUUUUAGCGUAGACUACUCAGGAGAAUACUUCGGAUUCGCAAGAAGUUAGUUCGUCUGUUUUGCCAGAUCAGGGAGUACGUCCUUGGAUGGUCUGUAAUCGUAGAAUGCCGGUGCCGUUUUUUGGAGUGGGCCGUUCAACUCAUUCGCCUAUUCUUCAGGACUUAACUUUGAAAAUCCUGGAUCAAAUAGAGCUGCUCACUACACGAACUACCAGGAUAUUAUGCCUCCAAGUAGUGGUGAGUUUGCGUUUUUUGCACCUACUGGAAGAAGCACGAUGCCAGAGCAAUUACUGUCCAACUCUGGUUCCAGUGAUCAUUUUUCAACGGUUCCAAGCUAUCCCUAUGCCAAGGGCGGAAUUGCUCCCUAUCAAACUCGUUUUAAUUCUAUCGAGGAAAAGGACCCGUUUCUUAAUCUGCCUCCUUCAUUUUUGCCGUACUACACUGCUCCCUCUGUGUCGUACCCUUCCAUGCCGUACAGUUCGUCUCCUCCUCCUCGUCCUCUCCGUUCCUCUCGUCCCCUUGCUCCGGGCGGUGCUUUGCAGCCUCAGCCCCCGCUUCAGCCCCAACUCCAACCUCCAUCGCAAUCGCAAUCUCAAUCUCAAUCUCAAUCUCAAUCUCAAUCUCAAUCGCAGCCCUCUUUAAAGAAAGCAGCUCCAAAGCCGCUGAACGACGUUGUGGACAUUG